AUGGAGGGUGCUUUCACGCAUGUGGGAAACCACCUCAUUUCUGACUCGGCCGCUGCCAUCAAAGCUGGCACCGACGACUUUUCCGCCCUCGGCACCGACGAGAACUUGCUCUAUGGCAAAAUGCCCGACCCCGAUUCUCGCCGCCGCGCAGACGACGAUGACAACGCCACUGAGACAUAUGACAAUGACAAUGAUAGCGUCAGCAGUCCUGUUGAUGGUAUGGACGGGCUGAACCUCGAUGACGCUGACGAGAAGGAGCUUCCUGCACACGCUUGCGCGUACUGCGGCAUUCACUCGCCAAGCUCCGUCGUCAAGUGUCUGCACUGCAACAAAUGGUUCUGCAGCUCCCGAGGCAACGGGAACUCGACGCACAUUGUCAACCACCUGGUGCGCGCUCGCCACAAAGAGGUCCAGCUUCACCCAGAAUCCUCUCUUGGGGAUACCGUCCUGGAAUGCUACAACUGCGGUACCAAGAAUGCCUUCCUUCUCGGCUUUAUCCCUGCCAAGUCAGAUACCGUUGUCGUGCUCCUGUGCCGACAGCCCUGUGCGUCAGCUUCAUCCAACAAGGACAUGAACUGGGACACAUCCCGCUGGGAGCCCCUCAUUGCCGAACGUGCUUUCCUCGAAUGGCUGGUUUCACCUCCCUCCGAUGCCGAACAACUGCGAGCUCGCCACCUCACUCCCAACAUGAUCUCCAAGCUGGAGGAGAUGUGGAAGGUUGAGCCCAAGGCUACGGUGGUGGAUCUCGAGAACUCAGCCGGCGUCGAGGACGAGCCCAACCCGGUCCUCCUGAAAUACGAGGACCAGUACCAGUACCAGAAUAUCUUUGGACCCCUUGUCAAGAUGGAAUCAGAUUAUGACAAGAAGCUCAAGGAGGCACAGUCCGAGGACAACCUCAUGGUUCGCUGGGACUACGGACUGAACAACAAGCACGUUGUCAGCUUCAACCUCGUCAAGAUUGAGUCGGGAGACGUCAAGCUUGCUGUUGGUGACGAGAUGAGGCUGCGCUACAAUGGCGAACUACGUCCGGCCUGGGAAGGAGUGGGUUACGUUGUUAAGAUCCCCAACAAUCAGUCGGACGAGGUGUCCUUGGAACUGCGCAAGGUGGGAAAUGAGAAGUUGGUCCCCACGGACCUGUCGCACAACUUCUCGGCCGACUACGUGUGGAAGGCAACGUCGUACGACCGCAUGCAGCUCGCCAUGAAGACCUUUGCCCUCGACGAGCUGAGCGUGUCGGGAUACAUCUUCCACGCUCUGAUCGGCAACGCUGCGACCUUUCAGCCUAUGAAGCUGGCUCUCCCUAAGAAGUGGUCCGCACCCGGUCUUCCCGACCUGAACAACAGCCAGGUCGAGGCCAUCAAGUCCUGUCUACAGCAGCCCCUGACCUUGAUACAGGGCCCACCGGGAACUGGCAAGACGGUGACGUCUGCCACGGUCAUCUACCACCUGGCCAAGGCCUCGGGAAACCAGGUCCUCGUCUGUGCCCCGUCAAACGUCGCCGUGGACCAGCUUUGCGAACGCAUUCAUAGGACUGGCCUGAAAGUGGUUCGCCUCACGGCCAAGUCGCGCGAGGAUGUCGAAUCCUCGGUCAGCUUCCUCGCCCUCCACGAGCAGGUGCGCAUGGCAGAGCACAACAGCGAGCUCGUCAAGCUGGCUCAGCUCAAGAGCGACGUUGGCGAGCUGUCGAGCCAGGACGAGAAGAAGUACAAGCAGCUGACGAAGAUGGCGGAGCGCGAGAUCCUGACCAAUGCCGACGUCGUGUGCUGCACGUGUUCUGCCGAGCCCGAGUGCCUGAUUCCUCUCGUACUCGGGUGCAAGCAGCUCGUUCUCGUGGGCGACCACCAGCAGCUGGGCCCCGUCAUCAUGAACAAGCAGGCUGCCAAGGCCGGACUAAACCAGUCCCUCUUUGAGCGCCUCGUAAACCUGGGGCGCGAGCCCGCGAUGCUCAAUACGCAGUACCGUAUGCACCCUUGCCUGUCCGAGUUCCCUUCGAACAUGUUCUACAAUGGAGAACUGCAGAACGGAGUGACGGCCGAGACACGUCUGAGGCGUGAGGUCGACUUCCCUUGGGUCCGCCCCGAGAUGCCCAUGAUGUUCUGGACGAACCUUGGCCUCGAGGAGAUCUCGGCGUCGGGUACGUCGUACCUCAACCGCACCGAGGCGUCCAACGUCGAGAAGGCAAUCACGCGCUUCUUCAAGGCGGGUGUGAAGCCCUCGGAGAUCGGUGUCAUUACACCGUACGAGGGCCAGAGGAGCUACAUCGUGACGAAUAUGCAGAACUCCGGUACGUACAGGAAGGAACUGUACAAGGAGGUCGAGGUUGCGUCGGUCGAUGCCUUCCAGGGCCGUGAAAAGGACUUCAUCGUUCUGUCCUGCGUCCGUUCCAACGACAACCAGGGCAUCGGUUUCCUCUCGGACCCACGCCGCCUCAACGUGGCACUCACGCGAGCCAAGUACGGACUGGUGAUCCUGGGCAACCCCAAGGUCCUCUCCAAGCACGGGCUGUGGCACAACCUCUUGGUCCACUUCAAGGACCGCAACUGCUUCGUCGAGGGCCCCCUGACCAACCUCCAGCCGAGCCUCCUGCACUUGGUCCGGCCCAAGAUCAGCUACCGGCCCAAGAACGGUCAGAAGCCGUACGGCCCCGUAGGGAGCCGUACGAUGGACCACCGUGGCCCACCCGGUCGCGACGUCGACACGGGGUCUACGAUGUCGUACAUACCCGACGACGUCUCGUCGGUGCACAGCUCGGCUCUGGGUGGCGGGGCAGCGCUUGGCGGUGCGUUCCCCAGCAUGUUCUCCAACUUCAGCCCCGAUCAGUGGCCCGGGCUCCCCGGCGUGUCGGGCCCCGGACGCGGCGACAAGGGCCGGUCGCGUGGGCCGGAGAGCGUGGCUGGUGAGAGUGUGGCGACGACGGACUACACCGACGCGUCGAGCAGCGUGAUUGGCGGGCGCGGCGUGGGGCAGGGAGGUGCCAGCCUGGGCGCGGGCCUGCACGACGCCGUGACGGGCAUCAGACAACUCUCAUACACGCAGAGUGACCGGCUCAAGCAGUACGUCGAGAGCAACGGACGCAACGGCUACGGAAGGCGGUACGACGACGACGAGAAGAGCGUCAGCACGGCGUUUCACAGCCAGAUCGGACGGGGCUACGAUUGA
Geosmithia morbida is the source of this 3159-nucleotide messenger RNA. RefSeq names its product regulator of nonsense transcripts 1. Bases 1 to 3159 code for a protein of 1052 amino acids. Gene Ontology annotation, cellular component: cytoplasm. Gene Ontology annotation, molecular function: RNA binding; ATP binding; RNA helicase activity. Gene Ontology annotation, biological process: nuclear-transcribed mRNA catabolic process, nonsense-mediated decay. The transcript has 3 exons. NCBI's taxonomy places the organism in Eukaryota, Fungi, Ascomycota, Sordariomycetes, Hypocreales, Bionectriaceae. The record is from RefSeq and is a predicted model, not a curated record.